CACGUCUGCGCACUGUGAGCCCUGGAGCUAAGUUUGGAGCUUUUUUAGCUGGCAGCCCUGGCCCAUCAUGUAGGUGCAGCAGCGCCCGAGAUCACGGCUGCAACUGCAAAAAAAGAGCAUUGCAAAAAAUCAGGGAAGGGGAGUUAUUUAAUCUGCAUUCACCUUUUUUUCUGUCAAAGCUGUGCAAUACUCUUCCAGCCUACAGGGAGAUCAGUAACAUCGGUUUGGAAAAAAAAAAAAAACUCCUUUGCAUGAAGCCUGAAAGCCCGCAGUUUGCAUCUUUGUUGCAAAACUAGCUCCAGGAGAAAGCAAGGCAAAGUCUUUUGUGCACCCCUCCCCCAUCAAAGCAAAGGGGAGAAUGUCUCAGUCAAGAGGAGGUAAGAAAAGGAAUCCAGGGUUGAAAAUUCCAAAGGAAGCAUUUGAGCAGCCUCAAGCCAGCUCUCCAACGCCGCCUCGAGACCUUGACUCAAAAGCUUGUAUCUUAAUUGGAGAAAAGAAUUUUGAAGUGAAGGCAGAUGAUUUAGAACCCAUAGAAGAGCUGGGCCGAGGAGCCUAUGGGGUUGUGGAAAAGAUGCGUCAUGUACCUAGUGGGCAAAUUAUGGCAGUUAAGCGCAUCAGAGCAACAGUAAACAGCCAGGAACAGAAGCGACUUCUCAUGGACUUGGAUGUAUCCAUGCGGACUGUAGACUGUCACUUCACGGUCACCUUCUAUGGUGCAUUGUUUAGAGAGGGUGAUGUCUGGAUCUGCAUGGAGCUGAUGGAUACUUCAUUGGACAAAUUUUACAAACAUGUUAUAGAUAAAGGCUUAACCAUCCCAGAGGACAUUCUUGGAAAAAUUGCAGUUUGUAUUGUUAGAGCGUUGGAGCAUCUACAUAGUAAAUUAUCCGUAAUUCACAGAGAUGUCAAACCUUCAAAUGUGCUAAUAAAUACGCAAGGCCAAGUGAAGAUGUGUGAUUUUGGGAUCAGCGGGUAUCUGGUGGAUUCUGUAGCCAAAACAAUGGAUGCCGGUUGCAAACCAUACAUGGCUCCUGAAAGGAUAAAUCCUGAAUUAAAUCAGAAGGGGUACAGUGUGAAAUCAGAUAUCUGGAGUUUAGGAAUUACUAUGAUUGAACUGGCUAUCCUGAAGUUUCCUUAUGAUUCCUGGGGCACCCCCUUCCAACAACUCAAACAGGUGGUGGAAGAGCCAUCCCCACAGCUGCCCGCAGAUAAAUUCUCAGCAGAUUUUGUCGACUUUACCUCAAAAUGCUUGAAAAAGAAUUCCAAAGAACGUCCAACCUACCCAGAGCUUAUGCAACUCCCUUUCUUUACACUGCAUGAAGCGAAGACUACGGACGUGGCAUCAUUUGUUAAAAGUAUCCUGGGAGAUUAAGUUUCUGCACAGCUCCUCAUAAUCUCUGCACAGACUUUUCCUCCAAUCGGAAACAAGAGGCGGUUUAAAAUGGCCGUGAAGUGUAGUAGUACUGCGUAAAUGGACUCUGAUUAUUUCCUCGAUACGGAAUGAUCUUACAUUAGUGGAAAUUUUACCCUGUGCUGCCUUUGGGCUGUUGCAGAGGAAAUGCAGAGGUUAACACAAGCCUCAUAUCAAGAGGGGAGUAAUUAUUUGCUGCCGAACGAGUUUAUAGCAAUUUAGGUUUCUUAUUCUUUUUAAUAGCCUUUUUUUUUCCCAGUUUGGUUUUAGGUGCUACUUUUAGUUUAUUUUUUCUUGUAGGUUUUCUUUUCUUUUCUUACUGUCAUUCAAGAAGAAAGAAAAAAAAAAAAAAGUAUUUAUGUUUAUUGUACCACCUGCGGUCUACAUCACAUUCUGGUUGUAAAAUGUUAGUAACCAAAGGUUCCUUGUAGACUUAAAAUAGGUGCAUCGUUUUACAACCAGUGGUUAAAUAUACAGUUGGAAUGUGAUCUAUGCCUUAUUUUUUAUGAGAGGAAACAAAUAUAUUUGGAGGAGCGUGGUCAGAAAUAUUUAUAGGGCUUUGCUGGUGAAACGGUGAAAAUUGUUUUGCAAUGUUUUAUGUUAACUAUUUAAUGUUUUUUUUUGUUUGUUUUUUGAGGAUCUUUAUCAAUUUGGCUGUGAGAAUAUUGGUGAUUUUUUUUUUUCUCACAAAAUUUUUAGUUUAUGAUGAAAUGAGUAGCAAUAUAAUUCAGACACACUUAUCAGAGGCCUUCAGUAAAUAAGGUAGUGUUUUACUAGAAAUUUUGUAAAGGUAUUAUUUCUUAUUAUUUUUAUUUCCCGAGUAUCUUCUAACUUAGCACACAUUACUGAAAAAUCUUUUAUUUCUCUGGUGUAGAUCAUACUGUAACUCUAAUAAUUGUUUAAUAUGUUUAGGAAUAUACCACAAAUAGUUUAAUCAGUACUUUGUAACUUGAAGUGGUCUACAAUAUUUCUGCGAACUGCUGAGGCCUCUGAGAUUAAUACACUGCACAAAUGAUCCAUUUUAACUAGGAUUUUUUUUUUUUUAAUGAUCAGUUUUGCUUGUACUUCUGUAUGUUACAAGUUUUAAUUUGACACUUAGAAUAUAUACAUAUGUUUUUUUGUUGGCUGUAAGGUCUUUUAAGCAUUUAAUUUUGUCAUCAAAUACUUUUUUGACACCCUUUUCUGAGAAAUUGGCAGCCGAUACACUUUAUUCCCUUUUGAAAUGAAAUUCAGUCUAUUUUUCCCAAAAUUUGCAAACAGAAUUUUAUUUUUUUAUGGGUUUUAACUGAUUUCUGCCCUAUAGGGGUUGAAACUAAUUCAGAAUAACAUUUGAUUGUAUCUGCAACUACCAACAAUGUUUGUACUGUUGAAUUAAAUUCAGGAAUUCCCCAACUGGAAAUAAAGAUUGCUUGACUAUUUUUA
Bombina bombina (fire-bellied toad) is the source of this 2830-nucleotide messenger RNA. It is a transcript of the gene MAP2K6, whose product is annotated as mitogen-activated protein kinase kinase 6. Gene Ontology annotation, biological process: MAPK cascade; protein phosphorylation. The record is from RefSeq and is a predicted model, not a curated record. The coding region runs from base 359 to 1369 and encodes 336 amino acids. Gene Ontology annotation, molecular function: MAP kinase kinase activity; ATP binding. The transcript is spliced from 12 exons. Lineage: Eukaryota; Metazoa; Chordata; Amphibia; Anura; Bombinatoridae.